This is a messenger RNA of Dichotomopilus funicola, 1092 nucleotides long. RefSeq lists its product as uncharacterized. The record is from RefSeq and is a predicted model, not a curated record. The transcript is spliced from 5 exons. Bases 1 to 1092 code for a protein of 363 amino acids. NCBI's taxonomy places the organism in Eukaryota, Fungi, Ascomycota, Sordariomycetes, Sordariales, Chaetomiaceae.
AUGGCCAGCGACGCCAGACCGGGGGUGGACCUGAACGAGUCGCUGGGCCCCGAGUAUGCCGCCGUGAUCAUAACCACAUGUUCGAUCGCGGUUAUCACGCUGUUGCUACGCUUCUACACCCGUCUCUUCAUCCUGCGGACACUCUUCCCAGACGAUUACUGUAUCAUCGGGGGCAUGAUUGGCACCAUCGGCAUGGGCAUCUGCUAUGGCAUUACUAUUAUCCACGGAUUUGGCCACCACAUCGAAGCCAUCACGCCGGAGGACUUGCAGAUGCAGGCUAAGGCCAGCAUCGGCGGCCUCGUCUUCUUCCACUGGUCCCACGCGUUCGUCAAGUCGUCCAUCCUCCUCCAAAACCUCCGACUAUGUGUCACGACACUAGAGAAACGGAUCUGCUACGGCGCCCUGGCGGUCAUCAUAGCCGAAGGGUUCGUUUGGAUCUUGCUCACAUUUGUGAGCUGCACGCCUUUCCAGGCCAUGUGGAGUCCUCAUUUGGCCAAAGUCUCUUGUAUCAACCAGACGGCCAGCUACUAUUCCUGCGCGGCCCUCAUCAUUCUUGCCGAUUGCUUCAUUAUUGCGUUUCCCGCCUUCCUACUCCGGGACUCGAUGCUACCGAGGUCUCAGAAGUGGGCCGUCGGGGCCAUCCUUGCAUUAGGAGGAGGCGCGUGCCUUGUUUCGAUCCUCCGCAUGGUCUACAUCUACCGGUCGACCAACUCGACCGACAGCACAUGGGACAAGAUUCCCAACUCCAUCCUCGGCAUCACCGAGGUCAACAUGGGCAUCAUCCUCUCCUCGCUCGCGACCUUACGCCCGCUAAUAAAACGGAUCCGCCCCUCACUCUGGGCGAUCAGCAACGUCCCUAGCACAGCCUCGUGCACACACCACAAUCCAACCUUACAAAGGAGGCCGCGCCCCGCGAAUGGCGACGAUAGUGUCCUGGGCCGAUACAGCAACAACGAUGGAGAGGACGGAAGCACGACCGAGAAAGGGUGUACCUGUGCCGAUGGGGGACGUACCGAUGGAGCGGCACCUGCGGAGCUGGAGAAAACGGAACCUGAGAUAAUACCGCCAAGGUCGAAUAAUAUAGUGGGAUAA